AUGAAGAAGAACCGUGGGAAGCCAGCAGAUGAGCAAGAUGCCCUCUGCAUCCCGCAGCCUCAUAGACCAGGACGUCUUAAAAAUAUGCUGGAUGGAGGAGAGUACGCCCCUUUUGUAUCUCCUCCCAUAUUAGAGAGCAAUUUCAUUCAGGUCAACAGGAGAGGUGAAUCCAUAUACUUGCAUAACCGAGCAAACUGGGUGACUGUAGGCAUCUGCUCUUCCAGUCCCGACUACAAGACACCCAACGUGAUGCUGUUGGCACAUUUGACCCCUGCUGCCCAAAAAGAUACAGAACCACUCUUUAAAAGCCUCUUGACAUCUCCCUCCACAGAGAAGCUAGUGCUCACCAGGUCUCUCCCUCUGCAGCUGGUGAAGCUGUCUGUGCACGACUGGAAGAACAUGCGCCUGAAAGUCAAGCUAGCAAAUGGCCGGGCCUACUAUUUGCAGCUGUGCGCUCCUCUGCGGAAGCAAGAAGCCUUGUUCUCUCGGUGGGUACACCUCAUCUCCCUCCUGAGUAAGGACAGAGUCAAAGCGUCCCAAGUGUCCACGUUCUCAAGCCUCUCGGAAAUCACCAACAGCACGGACGUCACAGGCUCUGCAGACAUCACGGACGUGGCUGCUUUCAGAGAGCUGCAGCCCCCACCCAGACCUGCUCGCCCACCCUCUGCCCAUGUCCUGGAGAGCGCAGACUUCUCAGAGAUCACAGACGUCACUGAUGUCACCGAUAUCACAGAUAGUCCGGAAGAUGUGGCCGAGGAGAUUCCAGAUAUAAAAAUUGUCACGGAAGUCACAGAACUCAUAGAAGCCAUGGAAGUCGCACGCGGCUCUGGCGCCAUACACGCCUCAGGGGUCACAGUGGUAUUUGAAAACGACGACAUAAUAAGGGCCAAGCAGGAGGAAAAGGAAAAUGUUCUGAAGCCUGGGUGUCUGCGAAAUUCAAUAAGUAAGAAAGAUCUCCAAGAAUCACCAAAACGUGUCACCAUCUCAAACAUAACACUGACUAUUCAAGGUGAAAGAUGUUUCCAGACCACUUUGACUCCCAUAAAAAGUGAGGAAAGCAUCUUCAAAAAGAUGGGUGUGGAAACCUCUGAAGAAAAGAUGACUGAAUGUAAGGACACAGCUCUCAAGGCUGCCGAGUCCAGGUGA
This is a messenger RNA of Jaculus jaculus (lesser Egyptian jerboa), 1146 nucleotides long. It is a transcript of the gene Garin2, whose product is annotated as family with sequence similarity 71 member D. NCBI's taxonomy places the organism in Eukaryota, Metazoa, Chordata, Mammalia, Rodentia, Dipodidae. The record is from RefSeq and is a predicted model, not a curated record. The coding region runs from base 1 to 1146 and encodes 381 amino acids. The transcript is spliced from 4 exons. Gene Ontology annotation, cellular component: nucleus.